AUGGUCAAGUGGACUUUAAUACUACCUCCGAGUGUGGUGGUAGACGCUGCAAGGCAAGGGGACCCAGAACUGACAUGUCCCAUACCUAGAGUUGGCGGGACCCAUCAUCAAUCACUAUGCACACAAUUUGACCACGUUCUUCCACAAUACUACAACGUGAUAUCUUAUCCAGGGAGGAUGAGUGACGACUCUUCAAUACAGCACAUAUCAACGCAACAACAACUGCAGCAUUUUGACCCGGAUAACGGCCGUCCAUACCUAUCGAACAUGGCCCUGGUGGACAGUGUGCCAACACCGUCUAUCGAUAAUUUGAUCAGUGCGGUCAUGGCGUUGUUCUUCCUGAUCGCGACUGCAACACAUAUGGCAGUCCUCCAGUACUGGUCUUACGCAUGGCCUGGGCCAGCCACACGACAAAUGUGCGGUUGGCCAUUGCAAGCGAUAUCCUCAAAGAGUCCAGAACUAUGCUGGUAUUCACCAUUAAUUUGUUAUUCGUUGGGGAAUUAUCCCAACUUUCGCUGGAAUAAGCCGGUGGGGAUUUUCUCUAAGUUCCAGUUCACCAGUGUGGUUGUCUCGCUCUUGAUGACCAUUGCGGCCACGGUGCAACCUCUUUUCACGCUCGACGCGGACACACGGGAGCAUGACCGCAAAGUUCAAUUGUUUGGUGCCGUCAGAUUCCGCAAGCGCUCCGUUGUGCCCAAUGGCGCUAAGGGUCCUGGGUCCUAUAUGAACAUUGGAAAUUCUUCCGAAUCCUCUCGGCUCCGAAUGGUCUUGGAAGCAGCUGGGAUGGCAUUAUCUAUGAGAAGUAAGUAUCCAGACGGGUCUCCGCCAAGUCCGCCACCACCGCUACCGCUCCGGCCGACAGUGGAGAUUGAGGGGCUGGAAAGAAGCGCUGGCACUGCCGCGGAUGGCAACAAGACGUCUGGCGAUUAUUGA
Truncatella angustata is the source of this 933-nucleotide messenger RNA. RefSeq lists its product as uncharacterized. The transcript has 5 exons. Bases 1 to 933 code for a protein of 310 amino acids. NCBI's taxonomy places the organism in Eukaryota, Fungi, Ascomycota, Sordariomycetes, Amphisphaeriales, Sporocadaceae. The record is from RefSeq and is a predicted model, not a curated record.